CGCCCGCCCGAGCCGGAGUUACAAGAGCCGCCUCCGCGCACGGGGGCCCGGCCACUCGGAGCUGCUCUGCCGCGGGGACUGCACCGCCCGCCCUGCCAGACCCGCCCGGAACGGGGCUCGUCGCCACCAGUAGCCGCAGCACCGCAGCCUUGGGCCUCGCGCCGGCUAUGGCCGUGCCCUGGGGCUGAGCCCUCAGGUUGUGACCGAGAUUCCCGACGAGAGAGACUGAGGGGAAGAGAGGAAGGAGGGGCGGGCUCCUGGCAAGGCAUUCGCUCCUGAGCGGAAUCCUGCAAAGAUGGAGAAGGAGGAGGAGACAACCCGGGAGCUGCUGCUGCCCAACUGGCAGGGUAGCGGCUCCCAUGGGCUGACCAUCGCCCAGAGGGACGACGGCGUCUUUGUGCAGGAGGUGACGCAGAACUCCCCUGCGGCCCGCACUGGGGUGGUCAAGGAGGGGGACCAGAUUGUGGGUGCCACCAUCUACUUUGACAACCUGCAGUCGGGUGAGGUGACCCAGCUGCUGAACACCAUGGGGCACCACACGGUGGGCCUGAAGCUGCACCGCAAGGGGGACCGCUCCCCCGAGCCUGGCCAGACCUGGACCCGUGAAGUCUUCAGCUCCCGCAGCUCUGAAGUGGUUCUGAGCGGAGAUGAUGAGGAGUACCAGCGCAUCUACACCACGAAGAUCAAGCCACGGCUGAAGUCGGAAGAUGGAGUGGAAGGAGACCUUGGGGAGACCCAGAGCCGCACCAUCACGGUGACCAGAAGGGUCACGGCCUACACUGUGGAUGUGACCGGCCGGGAAGGAGCCAAGGACAUAGACAUCAGUAGCCCUGAAUUCAAGAUCAAGAUUCCAAGACAUGAACUGACUGAAAUCUCCAAUGUGGAUGUGGAGGCCCAGUCUGGGAAGACCGUGAUCAGACUGCCCUCGGGCUCGGGGGCAGCCUCCCCGACAGGCUCUGCUGUGGAUAUCCGAGCAGGGGCCAUUUCUGCUUCAGGACCAGAGCUCCAAGGUGCUGGCCACUCGAAGCUCCAGGUCACCAUGCCUGGGAUAAAGGUGGGAGGCUCAGGUGUCAAUGUCAGUGCAAAGGGCCUGGACUUGGGUGGCAGAGGAGGGGUCCAAGUUCCGGCAGUGGACAUUUCAUCUUCUCUUGGGGGUGGGGCAAUAGAGGUGCAGGGCCCACCUCUGGAGAGUGGUGAUCAUGGCAAAAUUAAAAUUCCCACCAUGAAGGUGCCAAAAUUUGGUGUCUUGACAGGGCCUGAGGGCCAGACACCAGAGGCAGGGCUGAGAGUUUCUGCACCUGAAGUCUCUGUGGGGCACAAGGGUGGCAAGCCAGGCUUGACUAUCCAAGCCCCUCAGCUGGAAGUCAGUGUGCCCUCUGCCAAUAUUGAGGGCCUUGAGGGGAAGCUGAAGGGCCCCCAAAUCACUAGGCCCUCACUUGAGGGUGACUUAGGCCUGAAAGGUGCCAAGCCACAGGGGCAUAUUGGGGUGGACGCCUCUGCUCCCCAAAUUGGGGGUAGCAUCACUGGCCCCAGUGUGGAAGUUCAGGCCCCUGACAUUGAUGUUCAGGGGCCUGGGAGCAAACUGAAUGUGCCCAAGAUGAAAGUCCCCAAGUUUUCCGUAUCAGGUGCAAAGGGAGAGGAAACUGGGAUUGAUGUGACACUGCCUAUAGGGGAAGUGACUGUUCCUGGGGUCUCUGGGGAUGUCAGCCUGCCUGAGAUUGCUACUGGUGGGCUGGAAGGAAAGAUGAAAGGUACUAAAGUCAAGACUCCUGAAAUGAUUAUUCAGAAACCUAAAAUCUCCAUGCAGGAUGUGGAUCUGAGCCUUGGGUCUCCUAAACUGAAAGGAGAUGUUAAGGUUUCUGCUCCUGGGUUGCAAGGUGAUGUUAAAGGCCCUCAAGUGGCACUUAAAGGCUCCAGAGUGGACAUAGAGACACCAAACCUAGAGGGAACCUUGACAGGCCCUAGGCUUGGCAGUCCUUCCGGGAAAACCGGAACCUGUAGGAUCUCUAUGGCAGAAGUAGACUUAAAUGUGGCUGCACCUAAAGUGAAAGGGGGUGUAGAUGUCACACUCCCCAAAGUAGAAGGGAAAGUCAAAGUCCCUGAAGUUGAUGUCAAAGGCCCCAAAGUGGAUGUCAGUGCGCCAGAUGUCGAAGCACAUGGCCCAGAAUGGAACCUGAAAAUGCCCAAGAUGAAAAUGCCCACGUUCAGCACUCUAGGAGCCAAAGGGGAAGGUCCAGAUGUGCAUAUGACUCUACCCAAAGGAGAUGUCAGUAUUUCAGGGCCCAAGGUCAAUGUGGAAGCCCCAGGUGUCAACUUGGAGGGCCUGGGGGGAAAACUUAAAGGCCCUGAUGUUAAGCUGCCUGAUAUGAGUGUCAAGACACCAAAGAUCUCCAUGCCUGAUGCAGAUUUGCACGUGAAAGGUACAAAGGUGAAGGGAGAGUAUGAUGUAACUGUACCAAAGCUUGAAGGAGAACUCAAAGGCCCGAAAGUGGACAUUGAUGCCCCAGAUGUGGAUGUUCAUGGCCCAGACUGGCACUUGAAGAUGCCCAAGAUGAAAAUGCCCAAAUUCAGUGUGCCAGGGUUCAAAGGAGAGGGCCCAGAAGUGGAUGUGAACCUGCCCAAGGCUGAUGUGGACUUUUCUGGACCCAAGGUAGAUGUUACUGCUCCUGAUGUGAGCAUUGAGGGACCAGAAGGGAAAUUGAAAGGGCCCAAGUUUAAGAUGCCUGAGAUGAACAUCAGAGUCCCCAAGAUCUCCAUGCCUGAUGUGGACUUACAUUUGAAAGGCCCUAACAUAAAGGGAGAAUAUGAUGUCACAAUGCCGAAGGUUGAAAGUGAGAUUAAAGUUCCUGAUGUUGAACUUAAAAGUGCCAAAAUGGACAUUGAUGUCCCAGAUGUGGAGCUUCAAGGCCCAGACUGGCACCUGAAGAUGCCCAAGAUGACAAUGCCCAAGUUCAGCAUGCCUGGCUUCAAAGCAGAGGGCCCAGAAGUGGAUGUGAACCUGCCCAAGGCUGACAUUGACAUCUCAGGACCCAAGGUGGGUGUUGAAGUUCCAGAUGUGAAUAUUGAAGGACCUGAAGGAAAGCUGAAGGGCCCCAAGUUCAAGAUGCCAGAGAUGAAUAUCAAGGCCCCCAAGAUCUCCAUGCCUGAUGUGGACUUGCAUAUGAAAGGUCCUAAAGUAAAGGGAGAAUAUGAUGUGACAGUGCCAAAGCUGGAAGGGGACCUGAAAGGCCCAAAAGUAGAUGUCAGUGCCCCAGAUGUUGAAAUGCAGGGUCCUGACUGGAACUUGAAGAUGCCAAAGAUUAAAAUGCCCAAAUUUAGCAUGCCCAGCCUCAAAGGAGAGGGGCCAGAAUUUGAUGUGAACCUGUCCAAAGCGAAUGUGGACAUUUCUGCACCAAAAGUAGAUAUUAGUGCUCCAGAUCUGAGCCUUGAAGGACCUGAAGGGAAGUUGAAAGGCCCGAAGUUUAAGAUGCCUGAGAUGCACUUCAAAGCUCCUAAGAUGUCUUUGCCAGAUGUUGACCUGGAUCUUAAAGGACAAAAAAUGAAAGGAAAUGUAGAUAUCUCUGCACCAAAGAUAGAGGGUGAAAUGCAGGUUCCAGAUGUGGACAUCAAAGAUCCCAAGGUAGACAUUAAAGCACCAGAUGUGGAAGGCCAAGGCCCAGACUGGAGCCUGAAAAUACCCAAGAUGAAAAUGCCCAAGUUCAGUAUGCCCAGCCUCAAAGGCGAGGGCCCAGAAGUGGAUGUGAACUUGCCUAAGGCUGACGUUGUUGUCUCAGGACCCAAGGUGGACAUUGAAGCCCCAGAUGUGAGCCUCGAAGGUCCAGAAGGGAAGCUGAAGGGUCCCAAGUUUAAGAUGCCUGAGAUGCAUUUCAAGACCCCCAAGAUCUCCAUGCCUGAUGUGGACUUACACUUGAAAGGCCCCAAAGUCAAAGGGGAUAUGGAUGUGUCUGUGCCCAAGGUAGAAGGUGAAAUGAAAGUGCCAGAUGUUGACAUUAAAGGACCCAAAGUGGACAUUGAUGCCCCAGAUUUGGAGGUUCAAGGCCCAGACUGGCACCUGAAGAUGCCCAAGAUGAAAAUGCCCAAGUUUGGCAUGCCUGGCUUCAAAAGAGAGGGCCCAGAAGUGGAUGUGAACCUGCCUAAGGCUGACAUUGAUGUCUCAGGACCCAGGGUGGAUGUUGAAGUUCCAGAUGUGAGCCUUGAGGGCCCGGAAGGAAAGCUGAAGGGCCCCAAGUUUAAGAUGCCUGAGAUGCACUUCAAGGCCCCCAAGAUCUCCAUGCCUGAUGUGGACUUACACUUGAAAGGCCCCAAAGUCAAAGGGGAUGUGGAUGUGUCUGUGCCCAAGGUAGAAGGUGAAAUGAAAGCACCAGAUGUUGAAAUCAAAGGACCCAAAAUGGAUAUUGAUGCCCCAGAUGUGGAGGUUCAAGGCCCAGACUGGCACCUGAAGAUGCCCAAGAUGAAAAUGCCCAAGUUCAGCAUGCCUGGCUUCAAAGGAGAGGGCCCAGAAGUGGAUGUGAACCUGCCCAAGGCUGACAUUGAUGUCUCAGGACCCAAGGUGGAUGUUGAAAUCCCAGAUGUGAGCCUUGAGGGCCCGGAAGGAAAGCUGAAGGGCCCCAAGUUUAAGAUGCCUGAGAUGCACUUCAAGGCCCCCAAGAUCUCCAUGCCUGAUGUGGACCUGAAUCUUAAGGGGCCAAAACUGAAGGGAGAUGUGGAUGUGUCCUUGCCUGAGGUAGAAGGUGAAAUGAAAGUGCCAGAUGUUGACAUUAAAGGGCCCAAAGUUGACAUUAGUGCUCCAGAUGUGGAUGUUCAUGGCCCGGAUUGGCACCUGAAGAUGCCCAAGGUGAAAAUGCCCAAGUUCAGCAUGCCUGGCUUCAAAGGAGAGGGCCCUGAGGUGGAUGUGAAGCUGCCCAAAGCUGAUGUUGAUGUCUCAGGACCCAAAGUGGAUGUUGAAGUUCCAGAUGUGAAUAUUGAAGGUCCAGACGCAAAACUAAAAGGUCCCAAAUUCAAGAUGCCAGAAAUGAGUAUAAAGCCUCAGAAGAUAUCCAUGCCAGAUGUUGGGUUGCAUUUGAAAGGUCCUAAAAUGAAAGGAGAUUAUGACGUUACAGUUCCAAAAGUAGAAGGGGAGAUAAAAGCUCCUGAUAUUGACAUCAAAGGCCCCAAAGUUGACAUUAAUGCACCAGAUGUGGAGGUUCAUGGCCCAGACUGGCACCUGAAGAUGCCCAAGGUAAAAAUGCCCAAGUUCAGCAUGCCUGGCUUCAAAGGAGAGGGCCCUGAAGUGGAUGUGAACCUGCCCAAGGCUGACAUUGGUGUUUCAGGACCCAAGGUGGACAUUGAUGUUCCAGAUGUGAAUCUUGAAGCUCCAGAGGGAAAACUAAAAGGCCCUAAGUUCAAGAUGCCAAGCAUGAAUAUACAGACACACAAAAUCUCUAUGCCUGAUGUUGGACUUAAUUUGAAAGCCCCUAAACUGAAAACUGAUGUAGAUGUUCCCCUUCCCAAAGUGGAAGGAGACUUGAAGGGUCCUGAAAUUGAUGUGAAAGCCCCUAAGAUGGAUGUGAAUGUUGGUGAUAUUGAUAUUGAAGGUCCAGAAGGGAAGUUGAAGGGCCCCAAGUUUAAGAUGCCUGAGAUGCAUUUCAAGACUCCCAAGAUCUCCAUGCCCGAUGUGGACUUACACUUGAAAGGCCCCAAAGUCAAAGGGGAUAUGGAUGUGUCUGUGCCAAAGGCAGAAGGUGAAAUGAAAGUGCCAGAUGUUGACAUUAAAGGGCCCAAAGUGGACAUUGCUGCCCCAGAUGUGGAGGUUCAUGGCCCAGAUUGGCACCUGAAAAUGCCCAAGAUGAAAAUCCCCAAGUUCAGUAUGCCUGGCUUCAAAGGAGAGGGCCCAGAAGUGGAUGUGAAUCUGCCAAAGGCUGACAUUGAUGUGUCUGGACCGAGUGUGGACAUUGAUGCUCCUGAUUUGGAUAUUGAGGGACCAGAAGGAAAGUUGAAAGGCUCCAAAUUUAAGAUGCCCAAGUUGAAUAUAAAAGCUCCCAAGAUCUCCAUGCCAGAUGUGGACUUGAAUUUGAAGGGACCCAAACUGAAGGGAGAGAUAGAUGCUUCUGUGCCAGAACUGGAAGGUGAUCUCAGAGGGCCGCAAGUUGAUAUCAAAGGUCCUUUUGUGGAAGCAGAGGUGCCUGAUGUUGAUCUGGAGUGUCCUGAUGCAAAGUUGAAAGGGCCCAAGUUUAAGAUGCCUGAGAUGCACUUCAAGGCCCCCAAGAUCUCCAUGCCUGAUGUGGACUUAAACCUGAAAGGCCGCAAAGUCAAAGGGGAUAUGGAUGUGUCUGUGCCCAAGGUAGAAGGUGAAAUGAAAGUGCCAGAUGUUGACAUCAAAGGACCCAAAAUGGACAUUGAUGCCCCAGAUGUGGAUGUUCAUGGCCCAGACUGGCACCUGAAGAUGCCCAAGAUGAAAAUGCCCAAGUUCAGCAUGCCUGGCUUCAAAGCAGAGGGCCCUGAAGUGGAUGUGAAUUUACCCAAGGCUGAUGUUGAUGUCUCAGGACCCAAGGUGGAUGUUGAAGUCCCAGAUGUGAGCCUUGAAGGUCCAGAAGGGAAGCUGAAGGGCCCCAAGUUUAAGAUGCCUGAGAUGCACUUCAAGACCCCCAAGAUCUCCAUGCCUGAUGUGGACUUACACUUGAAAGGCCCCAAAGUCAAAGGGGAUAUGGAUGUAUCGGUGCCAAAAUUGGAAGGAGAUUUAACAGGCCCCAGUUUGGAUGUGGAGGUGCCUGAUGUUGAGCUGGAGUGUCCUGAUGCAAAGUUGAAAGGCCCUAAAUUUAAGAUGCCAGACAUGCACUUCAAGGCCCCCAAGAUCUCCAUGCCUGAUGUGGACUUACACUUGAAAGGCCCCAAAGUCAAAGGGGAUGUGGAUGUGUCGGUGCCAAAAUUGGAGGGAGAUUUAACAGGCCCCAGUUUGGAUGUGGAGGUGCCUGAUGUUGAGCUGGAGUGUCCUGAUGCAAAGUUGAAAGGCCCUAAAUUUAAGAUGCCAGACAUGCACUUCAAGGCCCCCAAGAUCUCCAUGCCUGAUGUGGACUUACACUUGAAAGGCCCCAAAGUCAAAGGGGAUAUGGAUGUGUCAGUGCCAAAAUUGGAGGGAGAUUUAACAGGCCCCAGUGUAGAUGUGGAGGUGCCUGAUGUUGAGCUGGAGUGUCCUGAUGCAAAGUUGAAAGGGCCCAAGUUUAAGAUGCCUGAGAUGCACUUCAAGACCCCCAAGAUCUCCGUGCCUGAUGUCAACUUAAACUUGAAAGGCCCCAAAGUCAAAGGGGAUGUGGAUGUGUCUGUGCCCAAAAUAGAAGGUGAAAUGAAAGUGCCAGAUGUUGACAUCAAAGGGCCCAAAGUGGACAUUGAUGCCCCAGAUGUGGAUGUUCAUGGCCCAGACUGGAACCUGAAGAUGCCUAAGAUGAAAAUGCCCAAGUUCAGCAUGCCUGGCUUCAAAGGAGAGGGCCCAGAAGUGGAUGUGAAUUUACCCAAGGCUGAUGUUGAUGUCUCAGGACCCAAGGUGGAUGUUGAAGUCCCAGAUGUGAGCCUCGAAGGUCCAGAAGGGAAGCUGAAGGGCCCCAAGUUUAAGAUGCCUGAGAUGCACUUCAAGACCCCCAAGAUCUCCAUGCCUGAUGUUGAUUUCAAUUUAAAGGGACCCAAAAUCAAAGGAGAUGUUGAUGUUUCUGCCCCAAAGCUGGAGGGAGAGUUAAAAGGUCCAGAAUUGGAUGUCAAAGGUCCCAAGUUAGAUGCUGACAUGCCAGAAGUAGCUGUGGAAGGUCCAAAUGGCAAGUGGAAAACUCCUAAGUUCAAGAUGCCAGAUAUGCACUUUAAAGCUCCCAAAAUCUCUAUGCCAGACCUCGAUCUACACUUGAAGAGCCCCAAGGCAAAAGGAGAGGUGGAUGUAGAUGUUCCCAAAUUGGAAGGGGACCUUAAAGGGCCACAUGUGGAUGUCAGUGGGCCAGACAUUGACAUUGAGGGACCAGAGGGCAAAUUGAAAGGCCCUAAGUUCAAGAUGCCUGAUAUGCAUUUCAAAGCCCCCAAUAUUUCUAUGCCUGAUGUUGACCUAAAUAUCAAAGGGCCCAAAAUCAAGGGGGAUGUAGAUGUGUCUGUGCCUGAGGUAGAAGGUAAAAUUGAAGUACCAGAUGUGAACAUCAAGGGCCCCAAAGUUGAUGUAAAUGCCCCUGAUGUCCAAGGUCCAGACUGGCACCUGAAGAUGCCCAAGAUGAAAAUGCCCAAAUUCAGCAUGCCUGGCUUCAAAGCAGAGGGCCCUGAAGUAGAUGUCAACUUGCCCAAGGCUGACGUUGAUGUCUCAGGACCCAAGGUGGACAUUGAAGGCCCUGAUGUUAAUAUUGAAGGACCAGAGGGAAAGUUGAAAGGGCCUAAGUUCAAGAUGCCAGAGAUGAACAUCAAAGCCCCCAAGAUCUCCAUGCCUGACUUUGAUUUGCAUCUGAAAGGUCCCAAGGUGAAGGGUGAUGUGGAUGUUUCUCUGCCCAAAGUGGAAGGUGACCUCAAGGGCCCCGAAGUUGACAUCAAGGGGCCUAAAGUGGAUAUCGAUGCCCCAGAUGUGGGUGUUCAAGGCCCAGACUGGCACCUGAAGAUGCCCAAGAUGAAAAUGCCAAAGUUCAGCAUGCCUGGCUUCAAAGGGGAGGGCCCAGAUGUGGAUGUGAAGCUGCCCAAGGCUGACAUUGAUGUCUCAGGACCCAAAGUGGACAUUGAAGGCCCUGAUGUUAACAUUGAAGGACCAGAGGGAAAGUUGAAAGGGCCUAAGUUCAAGAUGCCAGAGAUGAAUAUCAAAGCCCCCAAGAUCUCCAUGCCUGAUAUUGACUUAAACCUGAAAGGACCCAAAGUAAAGGGUGGUGUGGAUGUUUCCCUUCCUAAAGUGGAAGGUGACCUCAAGGGCCCAGAAGUUGACAUCAAGUUCCCAAAAGUGGACAUUGACGCACCUGAUGUUGAUGUUCAUGGCCCAGACUGGCACCUAAAGAUGCCCAAGAUAAAAAUGCCCAAGAUCAGCAUGCCUGGCUUCAAAGGAGAAGGUCCAGAUGUGGACGUGAACCUGCCCAAGGCUGACCUUGAUGUCUCAGGACCCAAAGUGGAUAUUGAAUGUCCCGAUGUGAAUAUCGAAGGACCUGAAGGAAAGUGGAAAAGUCCAAAGUUUAAGAUGCCUGAGAUGCAUUUUAAGACUCCAAAGAUAUCCAUGCCAGAUAUUGACCUGAAUCUUACAGGUCCAAAAAUAAAAGGAGAUGUGGAUAUUACAGGCCCUAAGGUAGAGGGAGAUCUGAAAGGUCCUGAAGUUGACCUCAAAGGCCCCAAAGUGGACAUUGAUGUCCCAGAUGUUAAUGUUCAGGGUCCAGACUGGCACCUGAAGAUGCCCAAGAUGAAAAUGCCCAAGUUCAGCAUGCCUGGCUUCAAAGCAGAGGGCCCUGAAGUGGAUGUGAACCUGCCCAAGGCUGACGUUGAUGUCUCAGGCCCCAAAGUGGACGUUGAAGGUCCUGAUGUUAACAUUGAAGGACCAGAGGGAAAGUUAAAAGGGCCUAAGUUCAAGAUGCCAGAGAUGAAUAUCAAAGCCCCCAAGAUCUCCAUGCCUGACUUUGAUUUGCAUCUGAAAGGUCCCAAGGUGAAGGGUGAUGUGGAUGUUUCUCUGCCCAAAGUGGAAGGUGACCUUAAGGGCCCCGAAAUUGACAUCAAGGGUCCCAAAGUGGACAUUGAUGUCCCAGAUGUGGACGUUCAAGGCCCAGACUGGCACCUAAAAAUGCCCAAAAUGAAAAUGCCCAAAUUCAGCAUGCCUGGCUUCAAAGGAGAGGGCCCAGAUAUGGAUGUGAACCUGCCCAAGGCUGACCUUGAUGUCUCAGGGCCCAAGGUGGACAUUGAUGUUCCAGAUGUCAAUAUUGAAGGUCCAGAGGGGAAGUUGAAAGGUCCCAAGUUCAAGAUGCCUGAGAUGAACAUCAAAGCCCCCAAGAUCUCCAUGCCUGACAUUGAUCUUAACCUGAAAGGUCCCAAAAUGAAGAGUGAUAUGGAUGUGUCUCUGCCAAAAGUGGAAGGUGACAUGAAAGUUCCUGACGUGGAUAUUAAAGGCCCAAAAGUGGAUAUUAAUGCCCCAGAUGUGGAUGUUCAGGGCCCAGACUGGCACCUGAAGAUGCCUAAGAUAAAAAUGCCCAAGAUCACCAUGCCUGGCUUCAAAGGGGAAGGUCCAGAAGUGGAUGUGAACCUGCCCAAGGCUGACCUUGAUGUCUCAGGACCCAAGGUGGACAUUGAUGUUCCAGAUGUGAAUAUUGAAGGUCCAGAUGCGAAACUGAAGGGCCCUAAAUUCAAGAUGCCAGAGAUGAACAUCAAAGCUCCUAAAAUAUCAAUGCCUGAUUUGGACCUCAAUCUUAAAAGCCCUAAAAUGAAAGGAGAGGUGGAUGUUUCGCUUCCAAAUGUAGAAGGUGAUUUGAAAGGGCCUGCUCUUGACAUAAAAGGCCCAAAGAUAGAUGUAGAUGCUCCAGAUAUUGAUAUUCAUGGCCCAGAUGCCAAAUUAAAAGGUCCAAAACUGAAGAUGCCUGACAUGCAUGUAAACAUGCCCAAGAUCUCCAUGCCAGAAAUUGACUUGAAUUUGAAAGGCUCAAAGCUUAAGGGAGAUGUUGAGGUCUCUGGGCCCAAGUUGGAAGGUGACAUUAAAGCUCCCAGUUUGGAUAUAAAGGGCCCAGAAGUGGACGUUUCCGGUCCUAAGCUUAAUAUUGAAGGCAAGUCAAAGAAAUCUCGUUUUAAGCUUCCCAAAUUUAAUUUUUCGGGCUCCAAAGUUCAGACACCUGAAGUGGAUGUCAAAGGUAAAAAGCCAGAUAUUGACAUAACAGGUCCAAAAGUUGAUAUUAAUGCUCCUGAUGUCGAGGUCCAAGGAAAAGUGAAAGGAUCCAAGUUUAAAAUGCCUUUCCUGAGUAUUUCAUCUCCCAAAGUUUCUAUGCCUGAUGUGGAGCUAAAUUUGAAAGGUCCCAAAGUCAAAGGAGACUUAGAUAUUGCGGGUCCCAAUUUAGAAGGUGACUUUAAAGGCCCCAAAGUGGAUAUUAAGGCACCAGAAGUCAGUCUUAAUGCACCUGAUGUGGAUGUUCAUGGUCCAGACUGGAAUCUGAAAAUGCCCAAGAUGAAAAUGCCCAAAUUCAGUGUGCCUGGCUUAAAAGCAGAAGGGCCAGAUGUGGCUGUGGAUCUACCAAAAGGAGACAUCAACAUAGAGGGCCCAAGUAUGAACAUUGAGGGCCCAGAUCUCAACGUGGAAGGUCCGGAGGGAGGCUUGAAAGGUCCCAAAUUCAAGAUGCCUGACAUGAAUAUCAAAGCUCCCAAGAUCUCCAUGCCUGACAUUGACUUAAACUUGAAGGGCCCCAAGGUGAAAGGUGAUGUGGAUAUUUCUCUUCCCAAACUUGAAGGGGAUCUGAAAGGGCCAGAGGUUGAUAUCAAAGGCCCUAAAGUGGACAUCAAUGCCCCAGAUGUGGAUGUUCAUGGUCCAGACUGGCAUCUGAAGAUGCCCAAAGUGAAAAUGCCCAAGUUCGGCAUGCCCGGCUUCAAAGGAGAGGGCUCUGAAGUCGAUGUUACCCUCCCUAAAGCUGACAUUGACAUUUCUGGUCCCAAUGUAGACAUUGAUGUUCCAGAUGUGAAUAUUGAAGGUCCAGAUGCAAAGCUGAAGGGCCCCAAGUUCAAGAUGCCUGAGAUGAACAUCAAAGUCCCCAAGAUCUCCAUGCCUGACUUUGACCUGAACUUGAAGGGACCCAAAAUGAAGGGUGAUGUGGAUGUGUCUUUGCCCAAAGUGGAAGGUGAUCUAAAAGGCCCUGAGGUGGACAUCAAGGGCCCCAAAGUGGACAUUGAGACUCCUGACAUUAAUAUCGAAGGCCCAGAGGGUAAAUUGAAGGGACCCAAAUUUAAGAUACCAGAGAUGCACCUGAAGGCUCCCAAAAUUUCGAUGCCUGACAUUGAUUUAAACCUGAAGGGCCCCAAAGUCAAGGGUGAUGUGGAUGUUUCUCUGCCCAAAGUGGAAGGUGACCUUAAGGGCCCUGAAGUUGACAUCAAGGGCCCCAAAGUGGACAUUAAUGCUCCGGAUGUUGAUGUUCAAGGCCCAGACUGGCACCUGAAGAUGCCCAAGGUGAAAAUGCCCAAGUUCAGCAUGCCUGGCUUCAAAGGAGAGGGUCCAGAUGUGGAUGUGAACCUGCCCAAGGCUGACCUUGAUGUCUCAGGGCCCAAGGUGGACAUUGAUGUUCCAGAUGUCAAUAUUGAAGGUCCAGAGGGAAAGUUGAAAGGUCCCAAAUUCAAGAUGCCUGAGAUGAACAUCAAAGCCCCCAAGAUCUCCAUGCCUGACAUUGAUCUUAACCUGAAAGGUCCCAAAAUGAAGAGUGAUAUGGAUGUGUCUCUGCCAAAAGUGGAAGGUGACAUGAAAGUUCCUGACGUGGAUAUUAAAGGCCCCAAAGUGGAUAUUAAUGCCCCAGAUGUGGAUGUUCAAGGCCCAGACUGGCACCUGAAGAUGCCUAAGAUAAAAAUGCCCAAGAUCACCAUGCCUGGCUUCAAAGGGGAAGGUCCAGAAGUGGAUGUGAACCUGCCCAAGGCUGACCUUGACGUCUCAGGACCCAAGGUGGACAUUGAUGUUCCAGAUGUGAAUAUCGAAGGUCCAGAUGCGAAACUGAAGGGCCCUAAAUUCAAGAUGCCAGAGAUGAACAUCAAAGCCCCCAAGAUCUCCAUGCCUGACUUUGAUUUGCAUUUGAAAGGCCCUAAGGUGAAAGGAGAUGUGGAUGUUUCUCUGCCUAAGAUGGAAGGUGAUCUAAAGGCCCCUGAAGUUGACAUCAAGGGCCCCAAAGUGGACAUUGAUGCCCCAGAUGUGGAUGUUCAUGGCCCAGACUGGCACCUGAAGAUGCCCAAGGUGAAAAUGCCCAAAUUCAGCAUGCCGGGAUUUAAAGGAGAGGGCCCAGAAGUGGAUGUUAAUUUGCCCAAAGCUGACAUUGAUGUCUCAGGACCCAAAGUGGACAUUGACACUCCUGAUAUUGAUAUUCAUGGUCCAGAAGGGAAACUGAAGGGCCCCAAAUUUAAAAUGCCUGACUUACACCUCAAGGCUCCGAAGAUCUCUAUGCCUGAAGUUGACCUGAAUCUGAAAGGUCCAAAGGUGAAGGGCGACGUGGACGUUUCUCUGCCCAAAGUGGAAGGCGACCUCAAGGGCCCCGAAGUUGACAUCAAGGGCCCCAAAGUGGACAUUGAUGUCCCAGAUGUGGACGUUCAAGGCCCAGACUGGCACUUAAAAAUGCCCAAAGUGAAAAUGCCCAAGUUCAGCAUGCCUGGUUUUAAAGGAGAGGGCCCAGAAGUGGAUGUGAACCUGCCCAAGGCUGACCUUGACGUCUCAGGACCCAAGGUGGACAUUGAUGUUCCAGAUGUGAAUAUCGAAGGUCCAGAUGCGAAACUGAAGGACCCUAAAUUCAAGAUGCCUGAGAUGAACAUCAAAGCCCCCAAGAUCUCCAUACCUGACUUUGAUUUGCAUCUGAAAGGACCCAAAGUGAAGGGUGAUGUGGAUGUUUCCCUUCCUAAAGUGGAAGGUGACCUCAAGGGUCCAGAAGUUGACAUCAAGGGCCCCAAAGUGGACAUCGACGCCCCUGAUGUGGAUGUUCAUGGCCCAGACUGGCACCUGAAGAUGCCCAAGGUGAAAAUGCCCAAAUUCAGCAUGCCAGGAUUCAAAGGAGAGGGCCCAGAUGUGGAUGUUACCCUUCCUAAGGCUGACAUUGACAUUUCUGGCCCCAAAGUGGACACUGAUGCCCCUGAUGUCAGUAUCGAAGGUCCAGAUGCAAAACUGAAGGGUCCGAAGUUCAAGAUGCCAGAGAUGAACAUCAAGGCCCCCAAAAUCUCCAUGCCUGACAUUGACUUUAACUUGAAGGGUCCCAAAGUGAAGGGUGAUGUGGAUGUCUCUCUACCCAAAGUCGAAGGUGAUCUCAAGGGCCCUGAAAUUGACAUAAAAGGCCCCAGUUUGGACAUUGACACCCCUGAUGUCAAUAUUGAAGGUCCGGAAGGAAAAUUGAAGGGGCCCAAAUUUAAGAUGCCUGAGAUGAACAUCAAAGCUCCCAAGAUCUCCAUGCCUGACUUUGAUUUGCACCUGAAAGGUCCCAAAGUAAAGGGUGAUGUGGAUGUUUCACUACCUAAGGUGGAAGGUGAUCUGAAAGGGCCAGAGGUAGACAUUGAAGGUCCUGAAGGGAAGCUCAAAGGUCCCAAGUUUAAGAUGCCUGAUGUUCAUUUCAAAACCCCACAAAUCUCCAUGAGUGACAUUGAUUUGAAUUUGAAAGGACCUAAGAUAAAAGGAGAUAUGGACAUUUCCGUUCCUAAACUGGAGGGAGAUCUGAAAGGUCCCAAAGUGGAUGUCAAAGGCCCUAAAGUGGACAUUGACACUCCUGAUAUUGACAUUCAUGGUCCAGAAGGGAAACUGAAGGGCCCCAAAUUUAAAAUGCCUGACUUACACCUCAAGGCACCGAAGAUCUCUAUGCCUGAAGUUGACCUGAAUCUGAAAGGUCCAAAGGUGAAGGGCGACAUGGAUGUUUCUCUGCCCAAAGUGGAAGGCGACCUCAAGGGCCCCGAAGUUGACAUCAAGGGCCCCAGAGUGGACAUUGAUGUCCCAGAUGUGGACGUUCAAGGCCCAGACUGGCACCUAAAAAUGCCCAAAGUGAAAAUGCCCAAGUUCAGUAUACCUGGUUUUAAAGGAGAGGGCCCAGAAGUGGAUGUGAACCUGCCCAAGGCUGACAUUGAUGUCUCAGGACCCAAAGUGGACAUUGAUGUUCCAGAUGUGAAUAUCGAAGGUCCAGAUGCGAAACUAAAGGGCCCCAAGUUCAAGAUGCCUGAGAUGAACAUCAAAGCCCCCAAGAUCUCCAUGCCUGAUAUUGACUUAAACCUGAAAGGACCCAAAGUGAAGGGCGAUGUGGAUGUUUCCCUUCCUAAAGUAGAAGGGGACCUCAAGGGCCCAGAAGUUGACAUCAGGGGCCCAAAAGUGGACAUCAACGCCCCUGAUGUGGAUGUUCAUGGCCCAGACUGGCACCUGAAGAUGCCCAAGGUGAAAAUGCCCAAAUUCAGCAUGCCUGGCUUCAAAGGAGAAGGUCCAGAUGUGGAUGUGAGCCUGCCCAAGGCCAACAUCGAUGUCACGGGACCCAAGGUGGACGUUGAUGUUCCAGAUGUGAAUAUCGAAGGUCCAGACGCAAAACUGAAGGGCCCCAAGUUCAAGAUGCCUGAAAUAAAUAUCAAAGCUCCCAAGAUCUCCAUGCCUGAUGUUGACCUGGAUUUGAAAGGACCCAGAGUAAAAGGAGAUUUUGAUGUGUCUGUGCCUAAGGUUGAAGGGACUUUGAAAGGCCCAGAAGUAGACCUUAAAGGUCCAAGUCUGGAUUUUGAAGGCCCCGAUGCCAAACUCAGUGGCCCAUCUUUGAAGAUGCCAUCGCUGGAGAUAUCUGCUCCUAAAGUAACUGCUCCUGAUGUUGAUUUGCAUCUCAAGGCACCAAAAAUUGGAUUUUCAGGUCCGAAGUUAGAAGGUGGUGAAGUGGACCUCAAGGGACCCAAAGUUGAAGCUCCAAGCUUAGAUGUACACAUGGACAGCCCAGAUAUUAACAUCGAAGGGCCAGAUAUUAAAAUCCCCAAAUUUAAGAAACCUAAGUUUGGAUUUGGGGCAAAAAGCCCCAAAGCUGACAUCAAGUCACCUUCACUAGAUGUCACUGUUCCUGAGGCAGAGCUGAACCUUGAGACUCCUGAAAUUAGUGUUGGUGGCAAGGGCAAGAAAAGUAAGUUUAAAAUGCCUAAAAUUCAUAUGAGUGGUCCUAAAAUUAAGGCCAAAAAACAGGGAUUUGACUUGAAUGUUCCUGGGGGUGAAAUUGAUGCCAGUCUCAAGGCUCCGGAUGUAGAUGUCAACAUCGCAGGGCCGGAUGCUGCACUCAAAGUCGACGUGAAAUCGCCCAAAACCAAGAAAACGAUGUUUGGAAAAAUGUACUUCCCAGAUGUAGAGUUUGACAUUAAAUCACCUAAAUUUAAAGCUGAGGCCCCUCUCCCUAGCCCCAAAUUGGAGGGUGAACUCCAGGCACCUGAUCUGGAACUUUCUUCGCCAGGGAUUCAUGUCGAAGGUCUUGACAUCAAGGCGAAGGCUCCCAAGGUCAAGAUGCCAGAUGUGGACAUCUCAGUGCCAAAAGUAGAGGGUGACCUGAAAGGCCCCAGAGUGCAGGCAAACUUGGGUGCACCUGACAUCAACAUCGAAGGCCCAGAUGCUAAAGUCAAAACACCGUCCUUCGGCAUUUCUGCCCCUCAAGUCUCCAUCCCUGAUGUGAAUGUGAACUUGAAAGGACCAAAGAUAAAGGGUGAUGUCCCCAGCGUGGGACUGGAAGGACCAGAUGUAGAUCUGCAAGGUCCAGAAGCAAAAAUUAAGUUCCCCAAGUUUUCCAUGCCCAAGAUCGGCAUCCCUGGUGUGAAAAUGGAGGGUGGGGGAGCCGAGGUCCAUGCCCAGCUACCCUCUCUUGAAGGAGACUUGAGAGGACCAGAUGUUAAGCUUGAAGGGCCCGAUGUUUCUCUAAAGGGGCCAGGAGUAGACUUGCCUUCAGUGAACCUCUCUAUGCCAAAAGUCUCUGGGCCUGACCUUGAUCUGAACUUGAAAGGACCAAGUUUGAAGGGAGACCUGGAUGCAUCUGUUCCCAGCAUGAAGGUGCAUGCUCCAGGGCUCGACCUCAGCGGUGUCGGUGGCAAAAUGCAGGUGGGAGGAGAUGGUGUGAAAGUGCCAGGGAUCGAUGCCACAACAAAGUUUAACGUUGGGGCACCAGAUGUGACACUGAGGGGACCAAGCCUGCAGGGAGAUCUGGCUGUCUCUGGUGACAUCAAAUGCCCUAAAGUAUCCGUAGGAGCUCCUGAUCUAAGCUUGGAGGCAUCUGAAGGCAGCAUUAAACUUCCCAAAAUGAAGCUGCCCCAAUUUGGCAUCUCUACUCCAGGGUCCGACUUGCAUGUUAAUGCCAAGGGGCCACAGGUUUCUGGCGAACUGAAGGGGCCAGAUGUGGAUGUGAACCUGAAAGGGCCUCAGAUUUCAGCACCGAAUGUGGACUUUAACUUGGAAGGACCAAAAGUGAAAGGGAGCCUUGGAGCCACUGGUGAGAUCAAAGGCCCCACUGUCGGAGGAGGUCUUCCAGGCAUCAGUGUUCAAGGCCUAGAAGGAAACCUCCAGAUGCCUGGAAUUAAGUCCUCUGGAUGUGAUGUGAACCUGCCAGGCGUGAAUGUGAAACUCCCAACUGGGCAGAUUUCUGGGCCUGAAAUCAAAGGUGGUCUGAAAGGUUCAGAAGUAGGUUUCCAUGGGGCUAUUCCCGAUAUCAGUGUGAAGGGGCCUUCCUUUAAUAUGGCAUCUCCUGAGUCAGAUUUUGGCAUUAACCUGAAGGGCCCAAAAAUCAAAGGAGGUGUGGAUGUUUCAGGGGGUGUCAGUGCCCCAGACAUCAGCCUCGGUGAAGGGCAUGUGAGUGUUAAAGGUUCCGGGGGUGAGUGGAAGGGACCCCAAGUCUCCUCUGCUCUCAACUUGGACACAUCUAAAUUUGCUGGGGGCCUUCAUUUCUCAGGACCAAAGGUGGAAGGAGGUGUGAAAGGAGGUCAGAUUGGACUCCAGGCUCCUGGGCUGAGUGUGUCUGGGCCUCAAGGUCACUUGGAAAGUGGAUCUGGAAAAGUAACAUUCCCUAAAAUGAAGAUCCCCAAAUUUACCUUCUCUGGCCGUGAGCUGGUUGGCAGAGAAGUGGGGGUGGAUGUUCACUUCCCUAAAGCAGAGGCCAGCAUCCAAGCUGGUGCCGGAGACGGCGAGUGGGAAGAGUCUGAAGUCAAACUGAAAAAGUCCAAAAUCAAAAUGCCCAAGUUUAAUUUUUCCAAACCUAAAGGGAAAGGUGGUGUCACUGGCUCACCAGAAGCAUCCAUUUCUGGGUCCAAAGGUGACCUGAAAAGUUCAAAGGCCAGCCUGGGCUCUCUGGAAGGAGAGGCAGAGGCCGAAGCCUCUUCACCGAAAGGCAAAUUCUCCUUAUUUAAAAGUAAGAAGCCACGGCACCGCUCAAAUUCAUUCAGUGAUGAAAGAGAGUUCUCUGGACCUUCCACCCCGACGGGGACUCUGGAGUUUGAAGGUGGGGAAGUGUCGCUGGAAGGUGGGAAAGUUAAAGGGAAACACGGGAAGCUGAAAUUCGGUACCUUUGGUGGAUUGGGGUCAAAGAGCAAAGGUCAUUAUGAGGUGACUGGGAGUGAUGAUGAGACAGGCAAGUUACAGGGGAGUGGGGUGUCCCUGGCCUCUAAGAAGUCCCGGCUGUCCUCCUCUUCUAGCAAUGACAGUGGGAAUAAGGUUGGCAUCCAGCUUCCCGAGGUGGAGCUGUCAGUUUCCACAAAGAAAGAGUAGCAGGCCUUUGUAUGUGUGUACAUAUAUAUAUAUAUAUAACAAAACAUCAGCCUUGGGUGUGUUCCUAUAUAAACUCCAAAGGGAAACACACCGACCGCCUCAGCAAUCAUGCAAAGAUCUUGCCUGGCCUGGUGGCAAGCGCUGAAAAACCGACCGCCUGUAGGCUCCUGGAACUAUACAGAUAGGUAAAGAGUUCCAAGUUCGUCCAGCCCAUGUGCAAAGUCAACAGUAUUUGCCUUAAGAUUUCAUAUAUAUAUAUUUUUUUGCAUUGACUGCUGAGAGCUCCUGUUUACUAAGCAAGCUUUUGUGUUUAUUAUCCUCAUUUUUAUUGAAUAUUUUUAGUUUUGGGGUAAUGGAAACCCACUUUUUCAUUGUAAUGACUUUGGGGGCUUUUGUUAGUAAGGGUGGGUGGGGUGAUGGGUUGCAGACGGAGGUCAGGUCUUCCUCUUUCCUGAGACUGGAUCUGUUCAAACAGCAAACACCCACAGAUGGCCCAGAGGUGGUGGUAGUCAGGGUGUGUGGGUGUUUUUAGGGUUCUUUAGCGUUGCUUCUUUCACCCAGGGGUGGUGGUCCCAGCCAGUUUGGUGCUGAUGGUGAGAGGAAAUUAGAAUCUGUUUGCAAAUUGUCCAACCCACCCCCUCAACAUGAGGGGCCUCCAUUUUCUGUGUUUUGUAAGGGAACUGUUUCUUUCAUGCCGCCAUGUUCCUGAUAUUAGUUCUGAUUUCUUUUUAACAAAUGCUAUCAUGAUUAAGAAAAUUUCCAGCACUUUAAUGGCCAAUUAACUGAGAAUGUAAGAAAAUUGAUGCUGUACAAGGCAAAUAAAGCUGUUUAUUAACCUUGA
Molecule: messenger RNA, 19196 nt
Organism: Symphalangus syndactylus (siamang)
Lineage: Eukaryota; Metazoa; Chordata; Mammalia; Primates; Hylobatidae
Gene: AHNAK
Product: AHNAK nucleoprotein
Biological process (GO): regulation of RNA splicing
Cellular component (GO): costamere; cytoplasm; nucleus
Molecular function (GO): protein binding
Source: RefSeq, a predicted model, not a curated record